AUGCUGAUUCAGGUCAUCGCCAUCGCGCGAGUCUUGGCUCAGCAGAUCCUGGAGGAGCGCUGGGACGUCUAUCAACCCAUCUCCAAGGUUGAGGAGAACCUGCGUCGCAGCGAAGGCCUUGCGGCCGUGACACGAAGUCGCUUUCACUUCCGGAGGGACUUCCUGGGAGGUGCCACCAAGGACCUUGGGGACUUUUCUUUGGAGGAGAUUCUCUUCGGAGAUGGGCACGGAGUCUUCGCACGAUGCUUGAGCUUCAUGCAGCGGAAGCAUGAAGCAGGAGCAUGUUCUGCCACCACCCUGCAGCGCUUCACAAAGUACGUAGAACUCUUUCGACGCCGUUGUGCGGGUGAACUGCCCACCCCUGCGGCGUGGUUGCGCCAGCGCUUGGCCGCACACAAGGACUAUGCCGGUGGUUCUGUGGUUCCUCGAGAGUUUGUGAAAGACAUGGUAGUGCUGGCUGCAAGUCUUUCACAACAGCCGAGAGCCGCACCUCGUUGCGAGUCCCCGGGGUCCCCGGUAGCCCUGGGACGUCGCAAAGUUUCACAGAGGGAGCAACACAGAGGCUGCUGGAGACCCAACGGCAGAGUCUUUGGCAACGAAUGCGUCGCUCCUUCAACUCCUUUGCUCCGCGCGAUUCCGAGGUCAACUUCAGCCCUGAACUCGAGGCAGAGGUGCGACGGACCUUUCCAUCGCCAACUUCCCUUCGAGGUCGCAAUACGUUGGACGGUGGCUCCCAGGCGAGGGGUGGACCGCUAUGGUGGAAACGAGGCAGCUUCCAUAGAGGAUAUGCACGCAGUGAACGAUCCAGCGGCCGACACCGCAGCCAACUUCAUGGGGCGGGAGGCACCGCGAAAUGUGUCACAACGAAAGAGCAUGCUGCCAGGUCAAAGACCCUGGAAUGCCUUUAAAAGGGGCACGCAGAUCAUCGUCCUGUUGUGGAGCCUCAGUGUCAUUUGGGCCUUGGUGAAGUCGGUGCUCAACACUUACGAUGCCUGGAAAUCCGAAAAGGAGGCAGCGCUGCGAGACGCCCCCCAACACAUUGUCGAGCUGCCGCACUUCUUCACACCGAGCCUUUGCGCAGGUCUGCAGGACGAGCUGCAAAGAAGUUCGCACGUUCUGCCGUGGAGCUCAUGGACGCAGGCCAAGUUUGAGUCGCCAGUGCUGGAUGCUGGCUGUGGGUGGGAUACAGCCGAAGAUGUGAGCCUCACAUGCGAUGCGACUUCCUGCACGGCCGCGCUGCUGCAGAGAGGUGGUCGCAACGUGACCUUGUGCACUGCGAUCCCAAGGGGCGGCCAGUUGACCUUGACUCCGCUGCUUUCAUGGACACUGACGUCAGGAGCCAGCCCUUUACGGAACCUCGCGCUACAAAUUCAAGGAGAAUCGCUCCACAUCUACGCGGCCACGCACCAGGAUGGAUUGCUUCUCCUGAGACCUCGAGGUGAGCAGCUGCGACCAGUUCUGGAGGUUGAAACUUCCAAGGAACGAGGCUCCUGGACCCCCGAGCUGCUGUUGGUGCUAAAGGAUGUGCUCUUCUCCUUUCGCCCAGAGGAAAGCUGCUGGUGGGUGGCACGCAUACUUCACCUGACCUGA
This is a messenger RNA of Cladocopium goreaui, 1590 nucleotides long. Lineage: Eukaryota; Dinophyceae; Suessiales; Symbiodiniaceae. The record is from the annotation of a GenBank genome assembly.